Prosopis cineraria is the source of this 2160-nucleotide messenger RNA. Its product is annotated as TMV resistance protein N-like. NCBI's taxonomy places the organism in Eukaryota, Viridiplantae, Streptophyta, Magnoliopsida, Fabales, Fabaceae. Gene Ontology annotation, biological process: signal transduction. The record is from RefSeq and is a predicted model, not a curated record. The coding region runs from base 1385 to 2077 and encodes 230 amino acids. The transcript is spliced from 2 exons.
GAUUUUGCAGAUGAUCAGAGACUGAAGACUAAACAAAAGACUUAUUGGCCUCAACAUUAUUUAUUUCAUCCUUCAGGUUCCUGUCUUCUCCUUUGCUCUGUUUUUUCAGAUCUAUUCAAUGAAAUCAUUAUUUUUAUGCUUAGAUCUGUGAAAUCAUUAUUCUUCUUCCGUUUAACCUUCGCAUAGUUUCUUGCGGGAACAGAGUCUUAAGUGCACUGCCUGUUGAAGUUUCGCUCAUUUUGUUUCCUAAUUCUUAAUUAAGUCAAAUUGAUUUCAUUCUGUUUUGCCUUCGGAACUGUGUGAGGAUGGCUCCGCCGUAGAUUUUUUUUUUAAAUUUUAUUAAUUUUAAAUUAUUCAUUUAAAUAUUGAUAAAAGUAUUUAAACUUUUUAAAAUUGGGGGGAGAUUAGACAAGUAGAUUAUAAAGGUAAAAUAGUAAUUUUAAAAUUUUUAACAUAAUUACAAAUAAAAAGCUAAGUAUUUUAGAAUAUUUAACAAAAUAUUCCUUACGGUAUUAAUAAUUAGAUUAAAGUGUAGAUGUUGAAAUAGAUAGGAAAGCAAAACGGAAGAGACGUUAUUAUAUUAUAUUUAUUUUUUUAAAAUGUUAUUGAGAUUUUUUUUUUGGGUUAAACUUAUUGAGACUUUUAAGUUUUAACAUGCAUGUGUCACCUUCAGCAGUUUGUUAAAAAAUAGUUUAUUUUUUAUUCACGUCAUACAUUAAUAUCAACAUGGCCGUAGAUGGAGAUUAGUACUGGUAAUUCUGAUGGGCCGACUUUAUUUAACAGAGAUUUAAAUAUGAUCAUAUUUAAAAAAAAAACCAUAUAGUACCUAACACAAGAGCUUUUGAUAUGAUCCAAGUACCUAAAUUAUUAAAUAUUAUUUUAUUUUUUAUUUUUAGCCAAUUUAUAUUGUUAUCUUAAAAAUUAUACUUUUCAAUUUUAUCUUAUUUUAAUUUUAACUUAUUAAUUACAAAAAAUAAUUUGAAUUUUUACACUAAUUAGUCAUUCGAGUUGGCUUGAGUUGGAGUUCUUUCGGGCUCAUUUGAGCUGCUGAAUAAAUUCAAAAUAAAGAAAAUUUUAUAAACUCUUAAACCUGACCUUAAUAUUUUUUCAAGCUAGCCCAAACUACUAGCUCUAAUGGAGAUACAUGACACAUGAAUUUAAAUAUAGAAGAAUAUGUUUUAAAGUGAAUAAUAAAAAUAGAAGGAUACGGGUGGUACUUGGAUUCACCGUUAAAAUGAAAUUACAAUAAUGGAUUGAUCGUCAAUGGUUGGUCUGAAUAUAAAAAUAAAUAAAUUGCAAUCCACAUUGCACGGUAAUUACUGAUAACAUUAUAUUAUAUAAAAUAAAUGUCUAAAAAGUAAAAAAGUUAAAACACAAUAAAGUAAUGAAAACUGAAAAGCAACAUCACAUGGUUCUGUCCUUUCAUUCUUCAUUUUGCUUCUCAUUUUUUCUCCAUUUUCUCUCUCCGAAAUUUGUAGCAGCCUGCUUAACUUCAUCUUAUUUCACUUCCAAAUCCAACAAAUCUUUCCACAUUACGUCAUCCUUCAGCUUUCAAAUUGUUGUUAUGGCACUUGAAGCUCAUGGAGUUGACUACCCUUCAAGCUCAUCUGGUUCGAGUAGGAGAUGGAAGUAUCAUGUGUUCUUGAGUUUUCGAGGAGAAGACACUCGUAGAAGAUUUACAGAUCACUUGUUUUGUGCUUUACAACGCACGGGAAUUAAAGCUUUCAGGGAUGACGAAGAACUUGAGAGGGGACAUGUUAUUAAACCAAGUCUGCUCCAAGCAAUUGAAGAAUCUCUUUCUGCAAUUGUUGUUAUCUCUCCAAAUUAUGCUUCUUCAACCUGGUGCUUAGAAGAGCUCUCAAAGAUUCUUCAUUUUAAGAAAAAGUCAGGUCUGCAUGUAUUUCCAAUCUUUUAUGAUGUGGAUCCGUCUGAUGUUCGACAUCAGAGAGGAAGUUUUGCAAAAGCAUUUAAAAAGCCUGAAGAAAAACUUCCAGAAGAUAAGACGAAGGUGCAAAAUUGGAGGGGUGAUUUGGAAGAAGUUGCUAACUUAUCUGGUUGGCACUCUGAUAAUUGGUAAUUUUUUGAACUUUCAAUAACUAUCAUGAAUAUUUUUUAAAUAAUAUUAAAGGUGUGGAUGUGAAGAAUAUUUGCUUUCAUGUU